GUUGCUAGGCUCUGUCACGUGCUUCCGCUUUCAGGUGUUCUUGUUCUCGAAGUUGGAGCGAAUGGAGUCUCGCUUUCGGUUGUCGUCGCUGCAUGCAUUUGUCUCGACCGAUGCGGCGUAAAGAAACAAAGACCGAAACGAGUGGUCGUUCCCAGCUGCACUCGCAGCUGCGCGAACGUAGCAGCGAUGACACCCAACGGUGCUCGGAUUCGCGCGCAAUCUAGGAAGGAAGUGUACGACAGGCUCCACAGGAUACGCCUGGAACUUGAGGACCUGAGGCGUCAUUGCGGUCGAAGUGACAACGAUGCUGUCGAGGCCCUCAAGCGGAACUUGUAGAGAGCAGGAAGAGGAAAUCGAGCGUUUGAAGACAGAACACGAGGAAGCACAAGAACAAAUAAAGUACCUGAAGAUGCUUUUGUCUGUGAAGGGAACAGAUCAAACCGAAUUGGUCAAGGCUAAAACUUGCAUUGAUCACAAUGCUAAUUCACAGUUACUUCAAGACCAACUACUGGACAGAUUGUGGGCUGCCGAAAAGCAUGCCUGGAGCUUGGAAGCUGAACGAGACAAUCUCAACAUCCGGCUUUCAGAAAAGGUGCUUGAACUCAACAAGCUGCAGCUCCUCUACUCCAAUCAAUCAAUGAAACUGUUGGUGGCAGAGCGAGACCGCGCAACAUCAAGCUCAUCGAGGGAAACGUCAAGCUGUGACUUGUCCAUCAAGUGACAUUCGACGUGUGGAUCUGCUGAUUGUGCACUUUGAAACGUGGUCUAUGUGUCGUAAUGGACGGCAGGGAUAACGUCUCAGGCAUACAUCUGUUUUCUGGAUUGCAGUAUCGGUGCCAAAUAAUAGUGUCUCAAGGAUUUAAAAGAGCUCUACCUUGAUUUAUAUUUUUUUGUUGCUUUGUAGGAAGGUAAAAUAGUUUCAUGGAACAAAUAUUAUGAUUGUUGACUUUGUGGGUGGUUUCUGUUGCCCAGCGCAGGACACUCAUCUAGUGUCACGGGUUGCUGCAUCUUGCCGUCUAUCUUUUGUGCCGCAAAAGUUGAGACCAGCAUAGCAGCGUAUUUUACUCAGACUUUCAAUGCUUGUUGUGUUUUUAGGAGCAAUUUAUCAAGCUUGUUCACAAAUUUACUCUGAGAGAGAUAUAUAUGGCAAACAUGUUCCUGAUUGAAUUUUCUUUAAUAAAGAGCAUAUGAAUUUGAA
This is a messenger RNA of Rhipicephalus microplus (southern cattle tick), 1198 nucleotides long. RefSeq lists its product as uncharacterized. Lineage: Eukaryota; Metazoa; Arthropoda; Arachnida; Ixodida; Ixodidae. The record is from RefSeq and is a predicted model, not a curated record.